Molecule: messenger RNA, 2352 nt
Organism: Prorocentrum cordatum
Lineage: Eukaryota; Dinophyceae; Prorocentrales; Prorocentraceae
Source: the annotation of a GenBank genome assembly
AUGGAGUGCUUGCGGUGCAUGCGUGAGUUGAAUUUCUACAUCAAUGGCCCGACCUUCGAGCGGCGCGAGACGGCGAAGGCAGCUCGCAGCAUUCAGGCGGGCUCGAUGGACUUGCUGGUGCGCGACUUCGCGCCGCUGGUGCUGGCUCGGGGUGACGUGGAGGCGCCCUGCUACGACAGACUUGAGCGGCUUUUUACAGUUGAGCUGAUGUGGACGUGCGUGCCAGAGGACUGCUACAGCGUUGAGUUUAGGGCGGUUGCCUUCCAGACGUUAUCUCGAUUGGGGUGCGCAGUUGAGUACGUCUGGCGUGCUGAGCGGCGAGGAUUCCCUUGGAUAUUGUUCCGCGUGUUGGAGCGGCCUGAGACGAAGGAGGCAGUGAGCAAGAUGUCAAAAUAUUUGAUGGACCAGAUUUCCUUACAAAUCAUUUCGGACCAUCCUGAUUUGCAGGGCGACGUGUGCGACGCCAAGAUUUUCAGUUUCAUGUUGAAGUGGGCUUGCGACAACGGGCCGCAAGAACGAGCUUUCGCCAGGAUCAGGAGAACCGUUGGGUCUAAAUCGAAUCACCUUCCGCAGGUCUCAUUCCAGGACAUGUCGAACGACUGGGUGUUCAACCAAGCCCGAACGAGGGUAUCUCGCCAGCAGUUCGUUGACGAAUUGAAGCCUUGCACCCCAGAUAAGCUUGAGACUGGCGACCAGGUUCGAUCGCGCUCCAAGGGGUCUGGCGGGCCGUGGAGAGCAUUUUGUAGACAGAAGUUGUUGGAGAGCAACGGCAAGGCCGACUUUGCAGCGUGGUCCGUGGAGUACUACAACUUGCCGCCCGACGAGAAGGCAAGGUUGAAGGCGAUCGGUGAAGCUGCGACUAGUGUUGCCAGGAGUGGAUCGUCAGACUUCUGCUCCUCCUUCGGUCCGACGCGAAGCGAUGCGAUGAAGUUGACGAAGCGUGCCAAGAUCUCGCAUCACGCCAUGCGAGAUAUCGAGCUCAAUCCAACUGACAUGGUCUUGCGCAAUAGGGGCGAGAACAUCCCGUCGUUGGACGAGGCGCUCAUUUCCUGCCGCGCAGUUGUCAGGGCGCGGCGGGAACAGGAUCAGAAGCAAUUGCACGAGGACAUCAAGGCAAUCCUUCACGCCCCGCGCACCGCCUGCCCAACCCAGAGGGGCGGCAAGGGCAAGUGCCAAGUUGACCAGAUGGAGCGUUGUUUGGGGGGAUUCUCUGGCAGCUUCGUGGCGGUCCCAGCGUCGGGGAAGUUGCGGGUGCUCGAGCCGAACUUUGACAUGUGUGACGAUGUCGGGCGGGCAUUGGCGUGGGCAUCGCCGAGGUACAAGUCCAGCGGCCUCUGCAGCGCAUUGGAGGCGUUCAACGAUUGGGCCCGUGACUUCAUCACCCACGCAGCGGGGCCGAAAGAACAACCUGGUCUGCGGCACGCUGAGUACCUCAAGUGUUGCGCUGCUGAGAUGUGCGUGUGCACAGGCGCGGGCAGGGACUUAUCGAAUCGGAUCGCACGCUUUUUGACAUUCUUGAGGCUCGUCACGCGCCCUGGGUCCACCGAGCGCUCGAUGGUGAAUGAUGGGAGGCUAGUGGUCAAGCUGACUGGGCGAGACCUCGGCGACGCAGACGAUGAUAUUCCUCAUGCGGAGGUAUGGUACCAUAUUGGCCUCAUGUAUUGGUCUCCAUAUCUGCCGACGUUCAUGGAAGUUGAGCCCGUGCGGUCAUUGAACGAGUUGCCGCCGAGACCCGAUCGUGUUUACAUCAAAUCUCUCCUUAAGUUCAAGUCUUGCUUCGCCGCGUUGAAGUGCUUGAUGGAGUGCCCUCGCUGGUCGGUGUCGGCCUACAUCGUGGAGUAUUCACGCAGGGCCAUCGUGAGCAUCGCGCCGCAUACGGUGCCCGUGGUGCCGCUGCGUGGGUUCCCAGCUUAUGAUAUGUGGCCGCGCCCAGGCGGCCGCGCCGCCGCCAGCGCUGCUGAGGCGCCCGAGGGGCCGUGCGAGACCGUCGGUGAGGACGUCGUGGACGACCGCGGCGACGACCAGGAGGGCGGCGGCGAGGGGGGGCACGUCGGCGGCGACAUCGACCACGCCGACAUCCAUGAGGGGGAGCUCGAGGACCUCAUCGACGCGGUCGAUGAGGCACGAGAGGGCGACGCCCCGUCCUUCGGCGGCAUGCGCGGCGCCCAGCCCGACGCCCCGCUCGACUUCGGCGCGGCCAUGCCCGCUGGCGCACGCGCAGGCAGCAUGCCGCGCGGCUCCCGAUCGAGAAGCCCACCCCGCGCGCACGGCCGCAGCGACGGGGCAUCGCAGCGCCAGCAGUUGGCGCAGCUCGCCAGGGAGAUGGACACGGACGGGGAGGGGGGGCAUUAG